AUGAAACCCAAGGUCCGAUCCUCGUGGAAAUACCACUACAAAUGUCUUCCCGAUGAACGCAAGAGUUUUCGACUUCUCAAGCUAUUACCUGGCAAAGGCGAAGACCCCAUACGAUGCGAGCUUUCGAUCGAAGACGUCGACAAUGCUCCACCUUAUGAAGCAAUAUCCUACACCUGGGGAGAGCCAGCAGAUAAAAUCAGCGUCCUCUGCCAUGGAAAGCACACUAUAGUCGCAAUCCACCUGCGCGAUGCACUCCGAAGACUGAGGCAUGAAAAUGCUAGCCGAACCCUUUGGGCAGACGCUAUAUGUAUCAACCAAGGCGACAAGAAAGAGCGUGGACAUCAAGUUCAAAUUAUGGGGCCUAUAUUUGAACGCGCCCAAAGGGUCCUCGUAUGGCUUGGCCUGGGCACAGACUUCGAUUCAGGUGCUGCCUUUGAACUUGUGAGGUCACUGUAUCCCAUAUUCGAUGCUCUUAGAUAUCCUUCUCCUAAUGUCGAACCGCCUGACCUCGAAGCACACGUCGCAUGUGUCGCACAAUCACAGUGGGAGGCUUUUGGAGAGCUUCUUUGUUGUCCAUGGUUUACACGCGUCUGGAUCCUCCAAGAGAUUGGCCUUGCUUCUGAAGCUCUAGUGUUCUGUGGC
Messenger RNA from Aplosporella prunicola CBS 121167, 642 nucleotides. RefSeq lists its product as uncharacterized. Lineage: Eukaryota; Fungi; Ascomycota; Dothideomycetes; Botryosphaeriales; Aplosporellaceae. The annotation marks the transcript as partial. The transcript has a single exon. The record is from RefSeq and is a predicted model, not a curated record.